Molecule: messenger RNA, 1573 nt
Organism: Neltuma alba
Lineage: Eukaryota; Viridiplantae; Streptophyta; Magnoliopsida; Fabales; Fabaceae
Product: transcription factor TCP17
Exons: 2
Coding region: 217-1251 (344 amino acids)
Cellular component (GO): nucleus
Molecular function (GO): DNA-binding transcription factor activity; sequence-specific DNA binding
Source: RefSeq, a predicted model, not a curated record
GCUUUUUCCGUGUUUCCUGCUUCCUCUUCCUCAUCUUCUCUUUCUUCUCCAUGGCGGAAAGCUUAUAACAACGCAAGUCACAAACAGCUCCAGCUGGAAUCUUCUCUCUUUUUCUCUCUCCCCCCCCACUUCGAUCGACGAGGAGACUUCAUAAGGUACUGUAUUGGAUGUUAUGAAGAAGGAGACAACCAAAGAGAGAUAAUUAGAAAGAAGAAGAUGAGUGAAGAUUCAAGAGAAGGCUAUUACAAAGCCAAGCAAGAGGGAGCUACCAUGAACAACAAGAUCGACAAAUUCUCAAAGGUACCUUCUUCAAGACAGUGGCCUGGCUUUAGAAAUCCAAGAAUCGUACGAGUUUCUCGAUCUUUCGGAGGAAAAGAUAGGCAUAGCAAAGUCUUCACCAUAAGAGGACUAAGAGACAGAAGGAUUAGGCUAUCAGUUCCCACAGCAGUUCAGCUUUAUGAUCUUCAAGAUAGGCUUGGAUUUAGCCAACCCAGUAAGGUCAUAGAUUGGUUGCUUGAAGCCACAAAGUAUGAUAUUGAUAAGCUCCCACCUCUUCAAAUGCCUUAUGGCUUCCCUCAAUUUCAUCCACAAGCCCUACUUCCUCACCACCAUGAACCAGCAAUAUCUUUGCACUCUUCUCUUGAUAUAGGAUCUGUGUUUGAGAAAGGAAAGUGGGUCAAAGCAAGUGAAGAAGAAAAUGAGGAUAAUGGGUUUGGUGAGAUCCCAUUUCAGAAGCAUUUUCCCUCGGGGGCUCAUCAGUACUAUAAUGGCAUGCCAUGUAAUUAUAACCCCUAUCAGUUGGAACCUGCGAGCCUAUCUUUAUCCCAAUUUGGAAGCCAUGGAUUAGUGUUUCCUUCACAGACAGAAUAUGCGAACACUCAAAGCAGUAGCGGCAACGGCGUGCAAUUUUCAUCUUCUUUGCCUGCUGUAGCACCACAACCUUCUGGUUCUAGUAAAUUACUGUUUUGCCCACCUUCUUCUUCUUCUUCUGCUGCCACAGUACCCUCGUUUUUUCUUCCACAUCAGAUUGCCACCUCAGCAGAAGACAGUGAUCCGAGGGGACAAUUCAGGAACCAUGUUCAGUUCUUGAGCUCGUCAAGUUCUCAUGUACCAGCAGCAACUCCUAAUUACCCUCACAUUUCAUGUCUGAAACCUCUCCCAGUACCAUUUACUUCUAAGCUUCUUGAUUCAGAUCAUAAUAAUAAUCAACCAAACAAAGGAAGUACCCUUCCAUUCAUAUCUCAUAGUUGAUAUUGUAACCCUAAACAACUUCUUCAUCAUCAUGCGAGAUGCUUACUUCUUUUGGAUAUUCUUCAAAGCAGUCUGUCUAUCAACAUGCUGAAGCAUGCUCCGUUUUAUGAAGCUAUAUGGUGAUGAAUAUACGAACGCACGCUCGUUUGUAAGUAUGGCAUUACUAUAUAUACGUGUGUGUGUGAGAUUAUAUUUGGGAUAUGGUUAAGUUUGAAUCUGUGGUUUCUGGGUGCUACAUAUAUAUACCAGGUGUUGGCAAAACCAUAUUAUUAUGGGUGCAAUUCAGAAAAAAAAUAAAGCUAAAAUGACGUUCAUUUUGCUU